Messenger RNA from Aspergillus ibericus CBS 121593, 1353 nucleotides. RefSeq lists its product as uncharacterized. NCBI's taxonomy places the organism in Eukaryota, Fungi, Ascomycota, Eurotiomycetes, Eurotiales, Aspergillaceae. Bases 1 to 1353 code for a protein of 450 amino acids. The record is from RefSeq and is a predicted model, not a curated record. The transcript has a single exon.
AUGGUCAAAACCGCAGCCUUCGGCCUCGUGGCCCUCGGUGCUCUCUCAGGAGUCACGGCCCUCAGUUCCUACGGACUGCCCGACCCCAUCCUCGUCGACUUUGAUGAUGACGGAGUGGUGGGCGGCCUCUACCGUCCCAAUGCUGCUAGUCCGCUCUCUCGCAUCGGUGUCUACGUGAUGCACGCCGAGCAGGACUACCUCAACUUCUCGGCCUGCCACGAGCUCCCCAAGCGCGGCUUCACCACCUUCUGCGCCAACAACGAUGCCAGCAAGAGUGGCUACAUGACCGACCUCGACUUUGAGGAGAUGAUGACCAACGUCGCCCAGGGCAUGAGCUACCUGCGCAACUUGACCGAGAUCGACAAGGUCGUCAUCUUCGGCCACAGCGGUGGCGGCGCCAUGAUGGCCGCGUACCAGAACAUUGCUGAGAACGGCGUCAGUGCCUGCAACGGCCCCGAGCGCAUCUACCCCUGCUCCGACGCCAUGGCCGGCCUCCCCGCUGCCGACGGCCUCAUGCUCAUCGACGCCAACUACGGUCUCUCCACCAUGUCCCUGCUGAGUCUCAACCCGGCCAUCGUGGACGAACACUCGGGCUCCAAGAUCGACCAGUCCCUGAACCUGUACAACCCGGCCAACGGCUUCUCCGAGAGCGGCGCCAACUACACCGCAUCCUUCAAGAAGGCCUUCCAGAGCGGUGUCGUGGCUCGUAACAACCGCAUCCUCGCGCACGCUGAAUCCCGCCUGGCCGCCAUCAACAACGGCACCGGCAUCUUCAGCGACGACGAGCCCUUCUACAUCGUCGACUCGAUGUACGUUGGCUUCAACAACAAGUUCUUCGCCCAGGACACCCGCUGGAUCCACCACACCACCCAGCCCUGGCCCCUGCUGCACCGCAACGGCUCCAUCACCAAGCAGAUCGUGCCGUCGGUCCGCGUGCCCGCCAACUUUGAGAACUUUGCCGACAACUUCGAGGGUGGCGCCAUCAAGACUACUAUCAAGCGCUACCUCUCCACCCUGGCCGUCCGCGUCACGGACGACUUCGAGUACAAGGUCGACGGCUUCGAGGGUAUCGUCUGGAACUCCAGCCAGACCGCUCCGCUGGGUAACAUCGGAGGUGUGACCGUUCCCUUACUCAACAUGGGCAUGACGGGCCACUACGAGUAUCUCAACGCCGAGAAGCUCCACUUGGCAGCGGGCAGCAAGGAUGCCGCGAUUGCGUUUGUGGAGGGCGCUCAGCACACGAUUGUCACUUGCACCGAGUGCGAGUCGUACCCGGGGGAGUUUGGCAACACGCUGUACACUGCGUACAACUUUAUGGCGGAGUGGUUGAGCAAGGAGGGUCGGUUCUUGUAA